Messenger RNA from Parascedosporium putredinis, 2334 nucleotides. Lineage: Eukaryota; Fungi; Ascomycota; Sordariomycetes; Microascales; Microascaceae. The record is from the annotation of a GenBank genome assembly.
AUGAGCGGCGGACGACCCGCCGGAGGCCAUCGCCGCGGCCUGAGCCUCGACACGAGGAGGCAGCACAUGAGGCAACGGUCGACGGCCUCGGCCGCCGCCGCCGCCGCUGCCCUGGCGACGUCAUCUCCCUCGGCACCGGGCCAGGACUUCACAACGCAUCAUGUUCUGCGAGAAGCGCAGCAGCAAUGCCUCCAGGCAGGCCCGGGCACUCAGUAUGCCUACAUGUCUGGCACGACACAGCAACAGCCAGCAACAGCACCACCCACCACCAUGUCCCAUGAGGCUUUCCUCAUGGCCGCCACCCACAACGACCCCCAAGCUCAAAGAUUCGAUCCUAACUGCUUCGAUCCCAAUGCUAUCCCCUUUGACCAGUAUCUCAUCAUGCAGAAGAACCGGGCCAACUUUGAGCAGAGCAUGGCCGCCGCCGCCGCCGCCAACAACGAGCUCUUUUCCGGCAACAGCGCCCUCUCCACCCCCACCUACGUCGAGUUUCACGAGACCCCGGCGCAGGCCCAGGGGUGGACCUCGGAGGGUGAGGUUGGCACCGUCCGCCGCACCGCGAGGCGGAUUAGCAACGGCAUCAUGGAUCGAGUCGCCAAGUUUGAACACCUAACCGAGGAGAUCCAAAGACCCUCCACGCCCCCAGCUCAGAAUGUGAAUGAUUGCCAUCCCCAACCCCAGAUCAAGACCGAGGCUCCGGGUCAAGUGACCUGCGACGAGUCGCGGCUGAACCGUUUCUCAGAGGGCUACGACGAGUCGAUGGAAGAAACCAUCAAGCCCACCAGGAGAUCCGGCCAGCGCAAGCAGCCGACCGCAUUCGACGAGAUGCGGAGGCAGGCCGAGCAGCAGGAGCACCAGAUUCAGGCUCAGCAGGCUCAGCAGCCGCAGCUUCAAAGGAUCGCUCCCGCCGGCCCCGUCCCCCAGCGCGCCAACACCAUGCCCGCCGCCUACCAGGGCAUCGGCGGCCACGAUUUCAUGGACAUGAACAACUUUAGCCACGAGUUCAUGAAGAUCCGCCACGGCUACGACGGCAUGGACUUUGGCGUCGUCGACGGCAUGCCCCACAUCAACCAGCCGCACCCCUUUGACAACCUCCCCGAUCUCCGACCCCACGACUCCAUCUCCCAGCCCAACUCCCCCAGCCGAUCCGGCGCCUCCAACCGAGCCUCCCCUCACCGCCGGACGGAAUCCCUCGCCAGCAUCGCCAGCGCCGCGAGCAUCGCCGGAAUCAAUAUCGAGGAGACGCGCACGGAGACGGGCAUCACGGUCGACGAUAUCGCCACGUACAUCUCGGGUCCCGACGCCGUCGACAACAAGUGGCUCUGUCUCUUUGAAGGCUGCGGCAAGCGCUUCGGCCGCAAAGAGAACAUCAAGUCGCACGUGCAGACCCAUCUCAACGACCGCCAAUACCAGUGCCCCACCUGCAACAAGUGCUUCGUGCGACAGCACGACCUCAAGCGACACGCCAAGAUCCAUACCGGCAUCAAGCCCUACCCUUGCGAGUGCGGCAACAGCUUUGCCCGCCACGACGCCCUCACCCGACACAGGCAGAGGGGUAUGUGCAUCGGCGCCUUUGACGGCAUCGUGCGCAAGGUGGUCAAGCGUGGCCGGCCCAGGAAGCACCGCCCCGAUAUGGAGUCCAGGAUGGACAAGGCGUCGCGCUCGAGAAGAAAGAACAACUUGUCCAUCAGCUCGGUCUCGUCGUCCCAGUCCGGCUACUCCGACUCCAGCUCCAUGCCCGGGUCGCCCCACAACGAGUACGAUAUGCUGGACGACGACGGCUUUGACCUGAUGGACGUGGCCAUUGACAGUUCCACCAUCAACGGAGUGCCGCCCAUGCUCGGCGGCACCUCCAGCUCCCAGAUGACGGCCAUGCCCGCCGAUAUCUCCGACCUUCAACAGUACGCCAACUCCCCGAAAGCCACCACUCCUACGUGUCCCCGAGGCCAUCAUGGAAGCCCCCAGACUCUACCACCCCACCCGACAUCGCCCGCCAAGAGCAUCGCGAGCCAGUACAACGAGCCCCCGGAGCUGUCGCAGUCUUCGUCCCCACCGCCGAGCCGCUUGUUCGACGUCGAGCCAAACACUUCCAUCACCGAUGAGUCGAACUUGUCGGCGUUUGUGCCCAUCGCCUCAACGAACCAGACCCUUCCCGGUUCGCUCACGGUGGGCAUGGGAGACCAAGAAGAUGAGAUGUUGCUCAAGGCCUUUACAAAUGACGAAAGGAUGCUCCAUCUGGACAGGGAUUCGUCCAUGUUCAUGAUGAGCAAGUUUGACGAGGAAUACGCCGUGAGCAUGCUGAAUGCGGAGAGCGACAUGUUCUUUGGAAGCUGA